AUGGCUCUUGCAGGGGAGCAAAGGUUUGCUGUGGCAGGCAUCUGGUUGGCCUACCUAGGCUGGGCUCCCUUUGACGCCUUUGUUCCCAAGAACAUGGGAGAAUCCAAUCAGGUAGUGUACGUAGCAAUCCUGAUGGCCGCUUCCGUUUGGUUUUCUUUUUGGUCGGUUGUGAUUAUGAAUGGAAUUGGUCUUGCCGCUGUCAUGGAGGCCACAGCAUCACAACUUUCCUUCCAAGGGCACCUCUAUGUGACGCUUCCAAUCAUGGGACUCAUUGCAUUCAACCUUUGGACCCUUGUCAAGGUGUCGAAGAAAGUGGCCAAAGCCUUGUGGUCGCUUUAG
Seminavis robusta is the source of this 339-nucleotide messenger RNA. The record is from the annotation of a GenBank genome assembly. Lineage: Eukaryota; Bacillariophyta; Bacillariophyceae; Naviculales; Naviculaceae.